UGUAAUCUGUCUUUCUCUGGUUAUUCAGGACUCCGGCUAUGAUUGGCUGCUCCUUUGUGGUCGACCGGGAAUACUUUGGAGAGAUCGGUCUGCUGGAUCCUGGCAUGGAGGUGUACGGAGGAGAGAACAUCGAGCUGGGCAUGCGGGUGUGGCAGUGCGGUGGGAGCAUGGAGGUCCUGCCGUGCGCCAGGGUUGCCCACAUCGAGCGCACCAAGAAGCCCUACAACAACGACAUCGACUACUACGCCAAGCGCAACGCCCUGAGAGCGGCAGAGGUGUGGAUGGAUGAAUACAAAUCCCACGUCUACAUGGCCUGGAACAUUCCCAUGAACAACCCGGGAGUUGAUUUCGGCGAUGUCUCGGAGCGCGUGGCCUUAAGGAAAAGGAUGCAGUGCCGGAGCUUUCACUGGUACCUGGAGCACGUCUAUCCGGAGAUGCGGAUCUACAAUAACACCAUCACAUAUGGCGAGGUGAGAAACAGUAAAGCCAGCGGCUACUGCCUGGACCAAGGCUCCGAGGACGACGACAAAGCCAUCCUGUACCCGUGCCACGGCAUGUCCUCCCAGGUCAGGGCAGACUUUCUGCGUCGGUUGUUUUGCGUCUGUGAAAUUAAUAAUUUACAAAACAAAAACAAAAAAAAAAGUCAUUCAAAGCAUCACUGGGCCACUGAUUAAAAAGUUUUUCUUCAAUUUCAGAUUUCGUACUCCCCUGAAGAAUAUUUGAUAUAAUUAUUCUCCUCUUCAUGCUUUAUGGAGAGUAAAAUCAAAUUUAACAUUGUAAGUGGUGGCAGGAGAGAAGCGUGCAGCUUACUGAUUCUCUUUUUACACGAGCGUAGACGCCCACACGCAUUAUCUGUUGAAGAUUUUCACCGCGGAGUAACACGUCUUCCUCUCUAACAGGUAAUCCAGUUGAUAAGGAACUAAAAUAAGUACGGUGAUGUAUGCAGAGCUUUCAUCCAUACGCGGAAUCACUUAGGUUUCAUCUCCUACACAUCUGUUAGUUUAUUGUUUUGUUGUUGUUGUUUUUUUAGGAUGUGCAACUUCACAAAUGCCACAGAAUUAUAUGUGCUUAAGUUUGCCAUAGAGUAGAGGAGACGAACGUGAAUCAGAUUAUUGGUGCAUAAUAAUGUUCUGAUCCUGCAGGGGUUGUAAGAAACGCUGAGAGGCGAAGCUCUGAUCUGACAAAUACCGAAGGUGCCCUUAAAUCCUUAACAUGCAUUUCACAUAAUCUUACUGUGCAAGCUGAGAGCACGUUAUCGCUACAGCAGGUUUGGAUAACCUAAGAAAGUAAUUGCUUUUUUGCAGAGAAUAUUACAUGUUGCAGUAAUCACAUGUGUCCCGGAUGCUAAUGUCAGCAAAUAUGUUUUUUUUGUUUGUUUUUUUUUUAGAAAUGUUACAUGAAUGAUCAAAGGUUCACCUAUAACACAUUAAAAACAUUAAAUGUCUUUGUUAUUGAGCUCAUGUGUCGUCUAAUUAAAAAAAAAAUAUAGCAACAAAAAGUGUUUUGAAUUGGAAAUGUUUAUAGGCGACAUGAUUUUGGAUAAAAGUGUGAUUAAUUGAGAUGAAUUAUUCAACCUGCAAUUCACUUGAUUGAAAAAAUGUAAUUAAUUCCAACCACUGCUUUUAAGAUAU
Molecule: messenger RNA, 1631 nt
Organism: Poecilia latipinna (sailfin molly)
Lineage: Eukaryota; Metazoa; Chordata; Actinopteri; Cyprinodontiformes; Poeciliidae
Product: polypeptide N-acetylgalactosaminyltransferase 9-like
Exons: 4
Coding region: 39-674 (211 amino acids)
Biological process (GO): protein O-linked glycosylation
Cellular component (GO): Golgi apparatus
Molecular function (GO): polypeptide N-acetylgalactosaminyltransferase activity
Source: RefSeq, a predicted model, not a curated record